Messenger RNA from Saccostrea echinata, 2717 nucleotides. RefSeq names its product crossover junction endonuclease MUS81-like. Gene Ontology annotation, molecular function: crossover junction DNA endonuclease activity; DNA binding; 3'-flap endonuclease activity. Gene Ontology annotation, biological process: resolution of meiotic recombination intermediates; DNA catabolic process; mitotic intra-S DNA damage checkpoint signaling. The record is from RefSeq and is a predicted model, not a curated record. The coding region runs from base 1 to 2280 and encodes 759 amino acids. The transcript is spliced from 19 exons. NCBI's taxonomy places the organism in Eukaryota, Metazoa, Mollusca, Bivalvia, Ostreida, Ostreidae. Gene Ontology annotation, cellular component: Holliday junction resolvase complex; nucleus.
AUGGAAAGGCAGGCACUGUAUGGAAAAAGAAAGAAGAAAAAGACUAAAUCACCGAAUCCGUUGUUUGAAAUGUGGCUAAAAGAGUGGAAAGAGGAGGCUGCAGAAAAGGGAAUAAAAACACAGUUUGUUUAUGCCAAGGCAUUAAAGUCCCUACAAAGAUAUCCGCUUGUUUUGACAUCAGGGAAGGACUGCAAAAUCUUGGAAAAUUUCGGUGACAAAAUUUGCAAAAUGUUGGAUGAUCGGCUUCAAAAACACAUACAAGAACAUGGUUCUAUUGUUCCUCCAAAGUCUGAAGAGGAUUCCCACACCAAACCACCAGCCAAAGAGAAACCAAAACAAAACAAAGCAGCCUCUUCAACCACUAGACCAGUGAAUCAGCAGUCAGUUAUCUCCCAUGGAGCGGCACAUACUCUGUCUGACUCUGAUAGUGAGGGGGAGUCAGAGAUCCCUCAACCCCCAAGGAAAAGACAGAGAUCUGGACUAGCUAGUGGAGAGAGGGAGUAUGUUCCAGCCUACAGAUCUGGUCCUUAUGCUCUCCUUAUCACUCUAUACAGAGACAGACAGUAUGCAGAUGGUAGAGGAUUCAUGACAAAAACAGAACUCUGUAAUAAAGCCCAGUCAUUGGCUGACAAAUCCUUCACUCUGGCAGAUCCAGGAUGUCGUUACACGGCUUGGUCCUCUAUGGGGACUCUGAUAAAGAAAGGCUUAGUGGUGAAGGAGAGUAGCCCAGCCAAGUACAGCCUGACAGAAGCUGGAUGUCAGCUGGCACACCGGCUAGAGGCAAUUCAGGCUGAGGAUUUACCACUAAGGCCAGCCUCAACACAGAGAUUACCAGUAACCGUCCCUGGAAACAGAAAUCAAGACCAUGGAUCACUUCAAUACAAGUACGUAACAAAUGAAGGAGAUGAGGUGAACAAGAAAGAUAAAGCAGCUGUUCUUAUUGAUGAUGAUAUUGGGCUCGGAUUCCUGAUUAAAGUGAACUACCAGCUACUAUUGUCUAGUGGGAAACGUUACCGACUCGACACCACUAGACCUCUAGGAGAUAAUGUGUAUGUUUAUCUACAUGAAGAGGAUGCUGUUGAUUGUGUUGGUGUUCAGGAAACUACUCGACUACCCUCCUUGAAUGAUUUAGAGGAAACUCCAGCAAGUACUGCAGUCAAACCAACAAAGGAGGCAAAGAAAAGAACAAAACUUCCUAAGGAUGUGAUGUCAUCCCACUCAGCAGAACCACAGCUUCUGUCAUUCCAGAAUUCCUCUCCCAAACUCCCCACCCUGCACAAUAAAGACACACCUAGAAUUUCCUCUGUCAGAGCUCUUAGUCUUGAAAGGGCAUCAGAGAGUGAAAAUUCUCAAGAGUCCACCAAUACUGACUGUGUAUCAAAUUUUGUGUUCCUACCUGGACAGUUUGAAAUCAUCCUGUGUGUUGACAAUGCUGAAUUCUAUGGAAGCAGACAGGGAGGAGGGAAGUCCUUACUUCCUGACCUCAUUAAGAACGGUGUGACCUGUGACCUCAGAAAACUCCAUGUAGGAGAUCUACUGUGGGUAGCAAGGGAGAAAACUCAUCAGACAGAAGUUGGGAUAGAUCAGCCCAGGAGGAGAGAACUGGUGUUGGAUUACAUUGUAGAGAGGAAGAGAAUGGAUGACCUUGUUCACAGCUGUACAGAUGGAAGACUCUCAGAUCAGAAGUUCCGCCUGAAGCACUGUGGCCUAAAGAAGCCAAUCUUUAUGGUGGAAGAUUAUGGCUCUCUGCAGCACUUCAGUAUCCCAGAGGACCGCAUCAGACAGACAAUAACAAAUCUCAAGGUCAUUGAUGGAUUUCAAGUAAAGAGAACAAAGAAUGUUAAGGAGUCAGUAGCUUACCUAACAGUGAUGACUCACUAUCUACAGAGUUAUUACAAGAAUAAGACCCUCUAUGCCUGCAGUAUUGAUGACAUCAAAGAACAGGACUGGAGUAACAACAUAAAUGAGCGAGAAAUCAGACUGAUGGAGUUUGAGGAGUUUAACCAGGGAUCUGUCAAGUCUAGGAAUCUGAGUGUUCAAGACAUGUUCUGUAAACAGCUGAGUAAAGUUAGUGGAAUGUCUGGUGAGAGGGCUCAGGCUGUGACUCAGAUCUACCCCACAAUAAGUCACUUAAUGGACGCCUACAGCUCCUGUCCCAACAAAAUGGCAGCAGAGCAUUUACUUUCCACAGUCAAAGUCAACAAGUCUCUCAGGAAUCUAGGAAUGAACCCAAGCAGACUUAUUCAUCAGCUCUACUCCACAGAGGGUCCAUUAAAAUGACAACCUACCAGACACCAUCCCAUCUCACACCACAAACAGUUUACCAUACAUCAUAUCAACUCAACUCAACCAGUGUACCAUACACAAUCUCAGGUCACAACACAGUGUAGCAGACAUCAUCUCAACUCACAACACAGACUGUGCUUUAUAAUGGUGUAUCAUACAAGCUCAUCUCAAAUUCUCCACCAAAUAGAAUCCUUUGACUUUUAAGAUAGACACAUCUCCCUGCUACCUCACUCACAGUUGUUACCUGUGACAGUGUACCUGUUUAAUCAAACUGUGUAACACAAAUCCAUGAUAAUGUAAUUAACUUGUCCUACUCAGUUUGAUGAAUAAUUUCAAGAUAAAAGAAGUGUCACACAUGUACUGCAUGCAUGUAGCUGACUUCCAGUAAAUGUAUUUACUAUUCAAAUAAAUCUGUACUUUAUAUUUCAUUC